Messenger RNA from Adineta ricciae, 2993 nucleotides. The record is from the annotation of a GenBank genome assembly. NCBI's taxonomy places the organism in Eukaryota, Metazoa, Rotifera, Eurotatoria, Adinetida, Adinetidae.
AUGAGCUAUUCAAGUGCAUGCCCCAAAUUUCAUUACACAAGGACCUUCAAUUUACCCAAUGGCCAUUCUUUUAUUGACACGUCGGUAUUGCCAACCGAUAUUUUCAAUCGAGUUGAUAAGGAGUUUUUCUCUGUUGUUCAAUCAGUAGCAGGCGAUAGUGUGUCGAAAAUUUUACGCAUACAAUUGAUCAAUCCGGCGCGAAAAUUAUUGAAUACCGCCGAUGUAUUUGCCUUUUUUCAAGUUGAAUCAGAAGAAAUUGAUGAUUUAAAAAAAGAAACAUGUUUUAAAUCUAAAAAUGGACUUUAUUUCGUUAAGCCCGGUGUUCAAACUGGUUUAUCAAAAUUAACGAGUUUGUUACAACAAAGAAUACAAGAAGAUAAAUUAUCUACGGACAAAAAUAAUGAUAUUCAACAAUCAUAUAUCACUGAUCAAUCGAUAGAUAAGCAUCCACUGUUAAAGUCUUUAAUUCAAUGGUAUCGAUUGAAUGAUUCGAAAAGCUGCAGCGAAAACAACGCAUUGUUAAUAGCUUUGAUCGAUAAUUUGGUCAUCAAUCUAACACAAUCUUCAAAUAACUACAGAUAUUCAGUAAUGGUAAAAAAAUUUGCAACAUGUAUUUACAUUAUAGGUGGAAAACAAUGCUAUGAAUUCAUUAGAUUAAAUUUGCCCGGUAUUUUACCUAAUCUUACGUCCAUUAACGAUUUCAUUAGUCAAUCGAGUCAAGCUUUAAACGAAGCCGAAUUUAAAUUUCACUCACUUCAACAAUUUCAAUCAGGAUUUGGAUUCUGUUCCGAAGAUACAACCGGUGUUAUUCGUAAAGUUGAAUAUGAUUCAUCGACAAAUUCAUUUGCUGGAUUUGCAACGUCGAUUAUUGAUGGUAUUCCAUCGAAAAAAUACUAUCAAAGUGAAACAUUUGAUGAUUUAAAAUCGAAAUAUGAUGCAAGUGAGACAGCUGGACUACUAAAUGUUCAUAUGUUCCAAAGCAUUUCGACUGCCAGUGAUCCAACGAAUGUUUCUAAAUCAUUGUUGCUGUCGGCUUAUGGUGUGAAUAACAAGAUAUCGAGUAUUGAUAUUUUGCGAAGGUGGGCUUACAUAUUUGAAAAUUGUUUGAAUUAUGGUACCCGUAUCAUUGGUUUUUCGACAGAUCCAAUUCAUCUGGUAACCAAGUGGCGAAAUCGAUUGUUAUCGCCAACGGCGAAACUACGCUUUGGUGAUGAUAUAAUUAGUAUGGUGCAUAUCGAAAAAUUGCUUAAUAAUAAUGAUUUUACAAGAUUAGAUCAUGAUUUAAUAAAAGAUGAUGUCAAUCCCAAGGAUCGUCAGAAUUAUAAAUCAUGCAUUAAAUUGAUAUCCGAUGACGUAAUUAACCUUCUCAAUGGCGUUAUCGAUGCAAAUGGAACGAUUGUUUAUUUAACACUAUUGAAAAUGAUAGUGAAAGCUUACAUUGAUCGAUCAAAAAGUAUUCAUGAACUGGUUAAUUUUACUGUGAGAAAUUUUCUUCGUCGGUCACAAAAGUUAGCUAUAUUAAAUGAAAUUAAAUAUGAUUCAUCAGAAAAAGAUUUGCGCUUCCCAAUACACCACAAACAUAAACGUGAAGAUUUUUCCUUAACACCAUACUCUCAAUUGGAUGAUAUUGAUACAUUGGAUAUCGAACAGAUAGUAUUAGAUGCGUAUGAUAAAGCAAUAGAAAUUGUUAAGCAUUCAAGAAUGUUGCACUUGUUAAGCAAAUUUAAUCUGGAUAAUAUGAAUGCGUUAAGUCAAUAUGUUUUUGAUGUGCUAAGGAAAAAUUCCAAAAUGAUCAAUUAUUCGUCACCAAUAGAAAUCGAUAGUGAUCAAGAAUUUGGCUUAGAUGAGGAAAAUGAAGAUAAUGACGAAACGAAUGGUACACAAGAUGACAUUGAUGAAAGUCAGCUUGAUUUUGAAAAUGAAUCUCUUAGUGACGAUGAUGGAGAUAUAUUAAAUUCAAUCAAAUCAGGUUUCGACGGAAUAAGAAUAUAUGAUCGUUGUAAUUCCACAUCAAGACAAUCAUAUUUUAAAGUUAAAAUCAAUGGCAAUAUCAACUCAAAGUCCGCUGUUUUCUCCUUGCUGAAAACUCUGGUCGUUUUUGAAAGUCAAGCCAAUAUUCUGGGUCGAGAUUGUAUCAAGGCACUUCAACUGUUGAACAAGUCAUUCACAGAUCGCAAGGACACCACGGCAGUGUGUUCAAUGCACUCUUCGCUGACGGACCUGCAAGAGAUUUGUACGCAAUAUAAAGAGAUUUUUGGAGAUCAAUUGGGUUGUUCGGAUUUUUCAAAGUGGGCCGCCCCGAUAGUAGCGGUACCGAAGCCUGGUGAGAAGGCGCGAAUCUGUGCUGAUUUCAGUACUGGGAUUAAUCAAGCAAUCGACAUAGAUCAAUAUCCAUUGCCUAGACCAGAUGAUUUAUUUGCUGUUUUGAACGGAGGUAAAUUUUUUAGCAAGAUCAGUUUUUCCGAAGCAUACUUACAAGUACCAAUGGAAGAAACCAGUAAAAAUACUCUGGUAAUUAACACACACAAAGGGUUAUAUCGUUACAAUCGAUUACCAUUUGGCAUUGCUUCUGCACCGAGCAUCUUUCAAAAGUUGGUGGAUACCAUGUUAUCCGGAUUAUAUGGGACUGUUGCCUACUUGGACGAUAUUAUCGUGACAGGCUGUUCGGAGCUGGGCCAUUUAAAAAAUUUUUUAAAUGCUUUUGCUCGGAUCCAAGAUUUUGGUUUUAAAAUUAACAAACAGAAAUGUUCAUUUCUGCAAUCCGAGGUGGAGUAUCUUGGUUUCGUGGUGAAUUCCGACGGUAUUCAUACGUCGACGUCGAAAACCGUAGCAAUUCGUGAAAUGCCACAGCCAUCGAAUGUGUCACAAUUGAAAUCAUUUCUUGGCAUGGUUAACCACUACGCAAAAUUCAUUCCUCAUUUGGCGUCUCAGUUGACACCGUUGUAUGCGUUAUUGAAACAAGAUGUUCGUUGGCAUUGGAAUGCAGAUUGUAG